Molecule: messenger RNA, 444 nt
Organism: Periophthalmus magnuspinnatus
Lineage: Eukaryota; Metazoa; Chordata; Actinopteri; Gobiiformes; Gobiidae
Gene: uts2a
Product: urotensin 2, alpha
Exons: 4
Coding region: 40-396 (118 amino acids)
Biological process (GO): blood vessel diameter maintenance; regulation of blood pressure
Cellular component (GO): extracellular region
Molecular function (GO): hormone activity
Source: RefSeq, a predicted model, not a curated record
AGGACGACACCAACCAGAUCCACUCUCUCCAAACGCAGCAUGAACCAUCUCGUGUCCUGGGCCCUUCUGCUGGUCAACGCCGGGUCACUGCUGGCUCAUCCCAUCACAGACUCUGCGGAGAUGCCGUACCAAGGGCCAGUGUCUCUGGAGGACCACGCUCUGGGACCUCUGGACGAUCUGUCUCUGUCUCCAGAAGAGGCGGCGGCGGCGUUCAGACUGUCCACUCUGCUCCCGGUCGACAGCAGCAGAGACGACCUGAGAGCAGCAGGACUCCUCCCCAGAGCUCUGAGCCGAGAGGCCGCCGUGUUCGGUCCACUGAGCCACGUCCUGGGCAUCCGAAAACACUUCAGGAAGAGAGCGGGGACGGCCGACUGCUUCUGGAAAUACUGCGUCUGAGAUCUGAGCGGUCACUUCCCCUGGACACACACUGGACCACGUGUGUGU